Messenger RNA from Prunus armeniaca (apricot), 507 nucleotides. The record is from the annotation of a GenBank genome assembly. Lineage: Eukaryota; Viridiplantae; Streptophyta; Magnoliopsida; Rosales; Rosaceae.
AUGGAGGCCACCGAGGAACAAGGAGCUGGCUUACUGCACCACAUCCUCCCUCCGCGUCUCGAAGACGCAGGCCUCGAAGACUGCGCUCUCCCAGCGGACUCCAUCAAAGAAGCCUUCCUCAAAGCCGCCACGGCCGUUAAGUCACGAUCCACCUCGAUCUUCACCGCCGACGAAGACGAAGAAGCCUUUGAGGAUUGCAUCAGUGACCCAUGGCCUGACCUAAAGGUUCCCGCUGACGAGGUGGUCGGAGCUGGGCCUGAGACUCGGUCGCCGGGACCGUGCGGCGGCGAUAAGGGUGGGUCGGUGGAGGUCGGUGGAGAUGAAGUGGUGGUGAGCGGUGAGGAGGCGAAAGGGGAUAAGGUGAUUGUGGGAGGUGAAGAUGUGAGAGAGGGUGGUGAUAGGGCUUGUGUGGAUGGGUUGGCUGGGUUGGAAAUUGGAGGGAAGGGGAACAGCAAGGUGAGGAAUGGUGAUGGUGAAGGACCAAUUUUGGUUGGAGGUUAUGUUUGA